Messenger RNA from Linnemannia hyalina, 1188 nucleotides. Lineage: Eukaryota; Fungi; Mortierellomycota; Mortierellomycetes; Mortierellales; Mortierellaceae. The record is from the annotation of a GenBank genome assembly.
AUGGACAAGACUUCGCUCGUCGAUUUCCCCCCUGAGAUACAGGCGAUGAUAAUGUCUCUCCUCGAUCGACACGAAUUGGCCGCCAGCGUCCGCGUCAGUCAAGCCUGGAACAAGGCAUUCACCCCUCUUCUCUGGCGUCACGUCGAGGACCCGCUGCAGGAAUGCAGGAGUAGGAGCGCGGCCUAUAUGGCCGCCCUCAAUGGAGGUCUGAAGCGCAACGGUGCAUUUAUUCAGACCCUCCGUCUUGUGACCGACACGCUCUACAUGGACUAUUUUCUGGAAAUGUGCCCCCCGACUUUCCCCCUGUUGACGUCGCUUUGGAUCGAUGGCGUGAUCAACGGUGACGAGGACGACCUUAUCGCCCUUCUUGACCGAUGCACCGCAGGAUUGAAGAAGGUCAUCUAUUGUCUCCGCGACAAGAGCUGGGGGUGUUUUGAAUUUGAUACCGCGUCCAGCGCACUUAUCAAACACGCUGAUACACUUGAAGUGUUCCGUUUGGAGGGCGACUAUGUCAGCGGCGGAAAACCCAUCAAUCGACUACUGUGUUCGCUACCCAACCUCAAGGAGUUCUGCUUUCAUGGUGAUGGAACGGUUGGUCGUGGCGGCGCCUUAGACGCCAAUGAGGUUGCGAAGUCGGACUGGGUUUGCUCGAACCUCGAGGUCUUUGGCUGUGAGAUUGGCAACAUCCCCCGACCGGACAUCACCCGCAAGAUUGACGGCCAACCUGCAAACGAACGGGUCAAGAGCGGGACACCUCAGGAGAGCAUGGAUCUUCAACGUCAAAUCUACGCCAAGCUCGCCAAGUUCACCAAACUGCGGAAGCUGUCGUUAGGAUUUCCAGGCACCUUAUCGACGGGCAACAUGAAUAACAUCUUGCAAUUCGACUGUCUAGCAAUGACUCUGGAGAACGGUCUGGAUCUGCUGAAGGACCUCAAGGGACUGGAGGAGGUUGAGCUGUACUAUUUGGAGUUUGGCAAUCGCGACUAUGUGGAAGAGGAGGAAUGGAUGAAGGCAAAUUGGCCAAAGGCAUUUGUCGGACGGUCAUAUCACUUUUCGGAAAUGGCCACGGAUUCGGAAAACGACACGGAUUCGGAGGACGACUUUGACGGAGCUUGGGGCCCCUAUGGAGAUACAUACGUUGGGUUUGAAUCGAGUUCUGAGCAUAACUCUGACUCUGACUACUUCUGA